This is a messenger RNA of Oryctolagus cuniculus (rabbit), 3597 nucleotides long. Lineage: Eukaryota; Metazoa; Chordata; Mammalia; Lagomorpha; Leporidae. The record is from RefSeq and is a predicted model, not a curated record.
GUCUGGGCUGCCCGCGCGCUCCCUCCCAGCUGGGUCUCGACCCCUGCCAGGGCAAGACACAGGGGAAGGUCCCCAGCGACUGGGGGAAAUUUUCGGCUCUGGUCAGGCGGCCGCGGUUGCGAGAGCCGCGUAACGCGGCAGCCAGGGGCGCAGGGGCGCGGAGCCAAGACGCCGCCGUGCGCGCCUGGGGCUCUGAGUCCCUUGCGAUCCCCAGCUCCGCUCGGCCGGCGGGGGCGGAGCAGGGCGGUGCGCGGUGCCGCCUUCUAGGGCCUGGGGAGGAGUGGCCCGGGCCGAGGAGGUCACUCGGAAGCUGAACUGGCUGCUGUCACACGCGCUCCGAGCCCCGGCUCCGCUCUGCCCUCUCCGGCGCGCACGGGUCCCUGGCACACGCUCGCGCUCUCCGGGCUUGAGUCCCGGCCCUCCUUGGCAGCGACACGUCCCCGUCGCUGAAGCCAGCAAGCCCUCCAGCCCCCAACAGGCAGGUCACAUGGCUCCCGAGGUCACCUGCCCGUGGAGGAACCACUUGUCUCGCUUCCAGAUGAGGACCUGGAUCGAACCCGUGGUGGCCUCGACCCAGGUGGCCUCCUCCCUCUACGACGCAGGGCUCCUCCUGGUGGUGAAGGCAUCCUUUGGGGGCGGGGGCGCGGCGAACCGCAGCUCGGGCGCGUCGCCACGGGACACUCAGGAGGACCACCAGCAGACUGCCAUCUCCAACUUCUACAUCGUGUACAACCUGGUGGUGGGCCUGACGCCUCUGCUGUCCGCCUACGGCCUGGGCUGGCUCAGCGACCGCUCGAACCGCAAGAUCUCCAUCUGCGUGUCGCUGCUGGGCUUCCUGCUGUCGCGCCUCGGGCUGCUGCUCAAGGUGCUACUGGACUGGCCGGUGCAGGUGCUGUACGGGGCGGCGGCGCUCAACGGGCUGUGCGGCGGCUUCUCGGCCUUCUGGUCCGGGGUCAUGGCGCUGGGAUCCCUGGGUUCCUCCGAGGGCCACCGCUCCUUGCGUCUCAUCCUCAUUGAUCUCAUCUUGGGCUUGGCCGGGUUCUGCGGCAGCAUGGCCUCGGGACAUCUCUUCAAGCAGAUUGCUGGGCACGCAGGGCAGGGGCUGGUGCUGACAGCCUGCAGCGUGAGCUGCGCCAUGUUUGCCCUGCUCUACAGCCUCUUGGUGCUCAAGGUCCCUGAGCCGGUAACCAAAACCAGCAAGGUGCUCCCCACGGUGGAUACCGUGUCUGGGACAGUGGGCACCUACCGCACCCUGGAUCCAGAUCAGCUGGACAGGCAGAGCGUAGUGGGGCACCCUCCCCCGCUGGAGAAAGCAAAGACCCAAAAAACCAUUAUAGCCCUGCUUUUUGUGGGUGCCAUCAUCUAUGACCUGGCGGUGGUGGGCACCGUGGACGUGAUGCCUCUCUUUGUGCUGAGGGAGCCUCUGAGUUGGAACCAAGUGCAGGUGGGCUAUGGCAUGGCCGCAGGGUACACCAUCUUCAUCACCAGCUUCUUGGGCGUCCUGGUCUUUUCCCGCUGCUUCCGGGACACCACAAUGAUCAUGAUUGGCAUGGUCUCCUUUGCGUCUGGAUCCCUUCUCAUGGCCUUUGUGAAAGAGACAUACAUGUUCUACAUUGCUCGAGCCAUCAUGAUGUUUGCUCUCAUCCCCAUCACCACCAUCCGAUCAGCCAUGUCCAAACUCAUAAAGGGCUCCUCUUACGGAAAGGUGUUCGUCAUACUGCAGCUGUCGCUGGCUCUGACUGGGGUGGUGACAUCCACAGUGUAUAACAAGAUCUAUCAGCUCACCAUGGACAAGUUCGUGGGUACCUGCUUCGCACUCUCCUCCUUUCUGUCCUUCCUGGCCAUUGUCCCGAUUGGGUGGCCACAGGAGUUCCUGACAGUGUCAAUGUCACCUGCUCAACGUGCUGCACUUGGCUUUCAUAGCUCUUGGGAUACAACCCAAAUGUCUUUGCCAUGGGCCACCAGGUCCCCCAUCAUGUGGCUUUGCCAACUUCUCCGGUCUCCUAGUCCUGCCACCGGCCCCUUUUCCCGGCCCGUUGCACAUCACCCACAGUCCCCUCCCCUCAUGUUCUUCCCUUCUUCACCCACACCUCUUUUUUUUAUAUAUAAAGAAAUUAGUAAAGUGGUUCUUUGUUUUUAAAGAUUUAUUUAUUUAUUUGGAAGGCAGAGUUACACAGAGAGAAAGAGAGGUCUGCUGGUUCACUUCCCAAUUGGCCGCAAAGGCCAGAGCUGUGCCGAUCCGAAGCCAGGAGCCUGGAGCUUCCUCAGGGUUUUCCCAUGUGGGUGCAGGGGCCCAAGCACUUGGGCCAUCUUCUACUGCUUUCCCAGGCCAUAGCAGAGAGCUGGAUCGGAAGUGAAGCAGCCAGGACUCGAACCGGCGCCCAUAUGGGAUGCCGGCACUGCAGGCUGCAGCUAUACCAGCUACACCACAGCACCAGCCCCACCCACACCUCUUUCUUAACCCGACUAGUCAGCGUUCUAACUGAAACACCAUUUUCUCAGCAUUUCCAUAACCCAUCUCCAUCUAAACUAGUCCCUCUGCUGUGUGCUCCCAGAGUCUCCUGUAUGUUCCCCCCAGCAUGGCACUUGGUGAUCAUUCAGUGAUUAUCUGUUAAACAUGCCUGCCCAGUAGAUUUGGCUCCCCAAGCACAGAAGUCAUCAUGUGUCCAGCAGAGAGCCAGCUCAUAAGUGCUCAACAUGGAUUUGCUUAAUGAAUGUUCUGUCACAAGGGUGUGGCUCCUUCCAGCCAGGACCACUGGCUAGCCACCUCCCAGAGCUAAAGCCAGGGGCUGGCCAUCAUCACAUGGCUGUGUUGAAGUGUGUGGUAGGGGGUCAGCUACACAGACAGGGCUGCAAGUUGACUUCCCACGGCACUGUCCCAGUUGUCUCCAAGUCUUCCCUCUCUACUUGCCAGCCCCAUAAUACAAUGAAUUUUGUUUGAAGUUCAUUUACUGCCCCUUCCUGGCAGGCCCAAGGGCUCGUGGAAGGUGAGGAAUCAUUGAGUUGAGAAGAGUUUCUGUAAACCUUUCCCUUAGAAGGCUCGGAUUUAAGCUCACAGCCCAUCCAGCAAACCAGGUGUAGUGCAUCCAUCAAGAAAAGCUAUGCCCUGGCUCAAAACCUGAGGAUCCCAGAGCUAAAAUGAGAAAACUGAGGUCUCCAGACACACAGACCCAAGACCUCAACUCAGAGCUCCUAACUGCUAUGCAGCCAUUCCUCUGCCAGUGUUUUGAAACAGUGUAAUGGUGAUUUGUGGAAGAGAUGAAAGGGCUAUGGAAGAGGAAAGAGGCAAAAGCCAAUCUUGACCUUGAACUAUACAAGUACAUAGGUGUGUACUAUUAGGCCAGAAGUGAGAUGCCGAGAGAUUCGAGGAAAAAGAAAACACAGAUGCAAGGGGUCCACAAUGUUUUGGGAAAUGGGGGGACAUUCAUCAUCUCAGGAUUAGAACUCAUCUGGGGGGAGAGGCCAUCCCUCUCCACUCAGCGCAGCCUUCCGAUGCCCUCAUGGAGAGGACCUCUCAGUCCACGAGUGACGAGGUGGCCAGAGGCCCCCUUGACAUCAGUGGGGAGGGGAAGGCAUGCCCUUUGGCCCAUUCCAGCU